Molecule: messenger RNA, 1159 nt
Organism: Amphimedon queenslandica
Lineage: Eukaryota; Metazoa; Porifera; Demospongiae; Haplosclerida; Niphatidae
Product: adenine phosphoribosyltransferase-like
Exons: 1
Coding region: 223-1065 (280 amino acids)
Molecular function (GO): adenine phosphoribosyltransferase activity
Source: RefSeq, a predicted model, not a curated record
GGGAAACUCUCCUCCAAUGGCUGCCAGGUUGAUGCCUACUGGGCCGACAAUGGGGAGGUGGACGAGAGAAAGCCUCAGAUACAAGAGAAAGCAGAGAGGAUCAAAUCGGUCAGAGAGAAAAGCGGAUGGGACGGGAUUUAUUUUGGUGGAACCGCUUUCAAAUGCCAGCGCCAUGUACAAGAUGAGCUAGUUGAGCGAGCAGCAUCAAUAGCAAUUAGAUACAUGGACGUCGUAACCACAUCUGGACAGGCAACUGGAGUAUCUGCAAGCAUAGAAAAGAUUAAAAGAAUGAAUGCUGGCUGUAAAGGAAAGGCUCUUGCUCUUGCCUCCGGAGUAACGCCCGAGAAUGUUCUUGAUUAUGCUCCAUAUGUAGAUGCUGUUCUUGUUGCUACUGGUAUCUCCAUUGACUUUCAUAACAUUGAUCCACUAAAGCUACGGCAGCUGAUAGCUAUUACACGUUCCCACUCUCUUUCUCCAUCCCUUACUAUUACAACUCCAAAAACAGCUUGGUACUUAUCAAAAAUUGCUCCUAACACCAAAGGAGAUAAAUUUGCAUGGCUUGACCCGACUAGCAUCUAUAUCGACUCUCACGCUUUCUCUGAUCUAACAACUGAUCUCGUCUCACAGUUUAACGCAGCUGAUAUCGAUCUUGUUGCUGGCAUUGAUGCAAUGGGUUUCCCACUAGCUGGUUCCAUUGCUAACAGGCUUGGUAAAGGUCUACUAGUCAUCAGAAAAGCUUCAAAACUUUGCGUCGAGGUCGACUCUGUAACAUACUCCUGCUACGCCGGGUCUGGGAAAGUCAUGGAAAUGAGGAAGGGAGCGUUUCCUGCCAGUACAAGGAUACUAUUGGUAGAUCAAUGGAUUGAGACUGGAGGGACAAUGUUGGGUGGUAUACAACUAGUGGAGGGACAAGGAGGAGUGAUAGCAGGACUCGCUACCAUUUGUGUUGAGACUAACGAAUUAACAAAUGAGCUACGUAGCAAGUAUAAACUAGCUCACGUAGUGCCUGAGGAUAUGCAGCAAUUGUUUGAUGAGCACAAGUUCCUUGGGGAAGACUACAAGUGAAGUGAAGGAGAAAGAGAUACAGAAGAGUGAUUAUUAUAUUGUCUGUCCAGUAUCAGUAAUUUUUGUUUUCAAAUGUCAGAGUUUUAAAAGUCAA